AUGUCUCUCACACUCAAAAUCACCUCGCUCUUCGUGAGGACGCUGGCAAAGCCUAUGGCUAAUGCCAUCAAGCGCAAUGCCCACGAACAUGAGCGAUUCCGCAAAAUAUGCGUAGGUUUUGCGCAACGCGUCCACCGAAUCGACAUGCGAAUGCGCCUUGGUCUCCUGCAGGACCCCGCAAUCAUUGAUCGACAGAUCAAGAAGGAAGUGGCAGCAGCCAAGGCCGCGAGAGACAAACAUGCGACGCCCACGGUCAAGACAGAAGAAGAGAUGAAAGCAGAAGAAGAAAUGACGGAGAAGGAGAAGGAAGAUAUCAAGAAGAGAACAGAAGAGAAGUUCAAGCCACGCAUUCGGCCGCUCUCCGAACAAAAGGCGAUCGAGACGGGUGCAAACUUCGUGGCUGAGGCGUUCAUCUUCGCUGUCGGCAUAAGCGUUAUUGUAUUCGAGCAGUGGCGGCAGAGGAGGAAAGCUAAGAACGCUCGAGACGACAUUCGCGAAGAUCUCGAGGAACUGCAAGUCGAAUUGAAGACUGUUAAGAGUGAGCUUGAGGAAUUAAGAAAGAAACAGCCCGAUCCUGUACAGCAAGGAAAGCUGCUGAGCUUCUGGAGAGGGAGUGGGGUCGUUGAAAACCAAAAGACUGAGGAGGAGCACAGGGCCGAAGCCAAGAAGGCUGUUGCCAAAGAAAACGAGGCUAAGAGGCUUAGGGAGGAAGCAGCUGCAGACAAGCACUCCAAAGUAGCGCAUCUGACCACGACGACGACGCAAUCAUCAAACAGCUCAACCCCGUUACCAACCUCAGAUGACAGCCGACCACAACACUAG
Messenger RNA from Ascochyta rabiei, 822 nucleotides. RefSeq lists its product as uncharacterized. Bases 1 to 822 code for a protein of 273 amino acids. Gene Ontology annotation, cellular component: mitochondrion. Gene Ontology annotation, biological process: regulation of lipid metabolic process. The transcript is spliced from 2 exons. The record is from RefSeq and is a predicted model, not a curated record. Lineage: Eukaryota; Fungi; Ascomycota; Dothideomycetes; Pleosporales; Didymellaceae.